Zygosaccharomyces rouxii is the source of this 720-nucleotide messenger RNA. RefSeq names its product putative polyprenol reductase (gene DFG10). Gene Ontology annotation, cellular component: endoplasmic reticulum. The record is from RefSeq and is a predicted model, not a curated record. Gene Ontology annotation, molecular function: 3-oxo-5-alpha-steroid 4-dehydrogenase activity. The transcript has a single exon. The coding region runs from base 1 to 720 and encodes 239 amino acids. Gene Ontology annotation, biological process: dolichol-linked oligosaccharide biosynthetic process; polyprenol catabolic process. NCBI's taxonomy places the organism in Eukaryota, Fungi, Ascomycota, Saccharomycetes, Saccharomycetales, Saccharomycetaceae.
AUGAUCGUUUGGUUACUCAGAUCCACCUAUAUUGUUGGAUUAAUUUCCUUAAUGGUGGCUAAAUUUUUACUACCUGAUUUUUUGCAAUAUGGCAAGACUUUAAAGCAGACCAAAGUUCCUAAGGGUAUAAACCGUUGGAUUCACUAUACAGUACCCAAAUACUACUUUUAUCACUUUUAUGUGAUUUCAAGUUGCCUUUCAGCAUUAACUUUGUGUGCAUAUCCACAAUACGUGGUCGUCUGGUUGCUUCUAUGCCAUUCCUUAAGAAGACUCUACGAAACUCUAUUCGUAUCAGUACAUAAUGAACGCUCAAGAAUGAAUUGGUCUCAUUAUGUAGUAGGGUUGUGGUUCUAUACUACAUUACACAUUAUCCUCAACGUCGAGUUGUACAGAGGUAACAUUGAGGUUCGCUUUCCAACAAUGGCUCUAAUGAUAUUUUGCAUCGCUGGUUGGGAUCAACAUGAAAACCACAAAGUACUAGCAAGAUUAAUCAAAUAUUCUCUACCUCAGGAAAGAUGCUUCCGUUGGGUAUGCUGUCCGCAUUACACUGAUGAGAUUUUAAUCUACACAAGCCUUUUAGCGGCAAGUAAAGAGUUCAUGUGGCCACUGAUUUGGGUAGUGGCCAGUCUCAGUCUAUCAGCUGCUGAAUGUCAAAACUACUACGGAAGGAAUUUUGGACCUCGUGUACCCAAAUGGGCACUAUUACCUUAUGUUCUUUAA